Anopheles stephensi (Asian malaria mosquito) is the source of this 939-nucleotide messenger RNA. Its product is annotated as peritrophin-44-like. Bases 109 to 720 code for a protein of 203 amino acids. The transcript is spliced from 2 exons. Gene Ontology annotation, molecular function: chitin binding. The record is from RefSeq and is a predicted model, not a curated record. Lineage: Eukaryota; Metazoa; Arthropoda; Insecta; Diptera; Culicidae. Gene Ontology annotation, cellular component: extracellular region.
GUGAAUUUGGGGCGAAAGAAAUCUUUAAUCUCGAUCGUUGUUUUGCGUGUGCCUACCUAAAGAUUGACCUCUCGUGUUCAGAGUGCUUUGGUCUGAAAACCCUGAAAGAUGACAAAUAUGACUCAUCUUAUGCUGCUGAUGGCACUAAUGCUUGGUGCGUGUGCUGCUCAAACGCCACCGGUUUGCGACAGUACAGUCACUUCUUACCAUGCCGAUCCCACGAACUGCAGUCAGUACUACACCUGCUAUCAGGGUAAAGCCAUACUACAGACCUGCCCGGAUCAGAAAUAUUUCGAUUCCACCAGAUCGCUGUGUGACAUUCCCGAAAUGGUGACCUGCAACGUAGGCCCCUGCCAGGGAAACACCGGACUGCUGUCAGUGUCGAUUCCGAAUGUGUGUACCGCCUAUACGCUGUGUGUCGGAGAAACACCGUUCAAUAGGACGUGUGCUGACGGUACGCUAUUUGACGAGACUUUCGGAGACUGCGUUUUGGCCGGGGAUAGUUCGUGCGUGGAGAAUCCUUGCCUUACGGUUGAUCCGGCCACAGCCGUACCGACCACGUUCUAUCCGGUGUUGAACUCCUGCCAGAAGUACAUUAUCUGCGAUAAGCUGACUCCAGUGGUGCGUACCUGUGCCGGAACUACCGUGUUCAGUCGCACCAUUUCGAAGUGUGUCGCGCCCACGGAUUAUGUGUGCCCACCAGGGACUGCCCCGGCAUGAAUUGGACAUAAAAUGAGAUACACUGAGAUGCUCGUUGCUAAAGUUUCAGUUUUGAGUAGUUUUAAAAGAGCUGCAGUUUAAAGCGUCCGAAACUGUAACGUAACUACAGAGCACCGAAUUGCAUCCCGAAGGAAAGGAUUAUAAAUAUUUUAUUUCCAAGGUUAAUGUGUUAACAAGGUUGUUCAGAGAGUUAAUGCAAUGAUUUGAAAGUUUUGUCUA